AUGUUCUGCACAAGCCUACGACGACGCAGCUUCGACUUUGCCUCCAUCUUGCCGAAGCUGACAUCGCCAUCAGCUCUGGGUCUGCGCGAGAACGACCUCGCAACGCACGAUAUCGCUCUCUACGUCGGCCCAAAGGCUGGAACCAAUCCACGCCAACUCCGCGUACUCCUUUUGUCGCCCUCGUCCGUCUCGGAAAGUAAAAUCAAGCCCACRAUCGAACGAAUUCGGCAUCUUACUCAUCUCACUGGUGGCCAAGAUAUGGCCACCAUCUUUCUCAUCUCUCCACCAGCAGGUGCUCGUUUCGCAUCCGCCAGCACUCUCAUCGCCUCGUCUGAAGAUCACGACACGAGUGGAAUGCUUUCUUUCUGCAAACUGCAAGCAGAACUGAAUUCCCACUCAGACCUCMACGCAUCGAUUAUACCACUGCCGACGCUCGAUACUCUACCAGCUUUGCUUCAAAGCCAUCUUUCCGUGAUUGCGAGUCCAAUGCGAAUGCAAGCUCCCGUGACAACGCCAUUCCAACUCCUUCAGCACUGCACAGUCACGCAGCCUUUGAGUCAGCAGACUGCGUUCCUGCUGAGUGACUGUUUUGACGGCGUGCGGGAGUUGGCUGAGGGAUGCUGCCUAGUUCUCAAUUCUGCGCCAGAUCUCAAUUCGUCUUCGUCUUUUGCGGAUCAAGCCUCUGGAAUGACGAAAGAAGAACAAGUAAGACAGACGUUGAAGAAGCUCCGAGAUCUCAUCGAUGCAAAAGACUGGGAGGAUCUGGUGGUCUUCUGGGAAAAGGAGUGGGCAGUGGAUUAA
Molecule: messenger RNA, 801 nt
Organism: Ramularia collo-cygni
Lineage: Eukaryota; Fungi; Ascomycota; Dothideomycetes; Mycosphaerellales; Mycosphaerellaceae
Exons: 2
Coding region: 1-801 (266 amino acids)
Source: RefSeq, a predicted model, not a curated record